AUGUUUACCCUGGUCGGGAAGCUUUCGGAUCUCAUCAAGGUUGUUCGAGGUCAAGGGGCUUCCUCCCACUUAAGCUCCCCAGAUAUGUUUUGGAUUUCUGGAGUGUCGAAGGCUGUGGCCACACUUCUCACCUACCCCCUGAUCCGGGCGAAGGCCGUCAUUCAGACGACGGGUGGAAAUCACUUGGGCUUGUGGGGGAUGCUCGCCCAGAUAGUACGACAAAGCGGAUGGCUUGGUCUCUACCAAGGUGUGUGGAUCAUGAGCUACAAGACAGUUCUCUUCAACUCCUUGAUGAUGGCGCUAAAGCAGAAGGUCUCUCUGGCGCUGAUGAGGUGGGAUCAAUUCCGCGAUCGCAGGAGGCGGCGUCAGGCGGCAGAGCUUGAAGGCUUCCGCGGUUCAGUGACGGCAUGCUGCAGCCUGGAGAUGCCAUGGGAGGCAUCAGCUCGAGGCGCCUCUGUUGUUUACGUUGAUGGGUCAUGGUGCUUUCUGCAUGAUGCUCAGGCCCACAUUCUCCGUGAAGCCCAUCAACAGGCCGAUCACCUCAUUGUUGGCGUCCAUAGCGACGAGUGCCAUCAAGUGGCGGUUGGCUCCUGGCCGCCCGAAUGCUACGCCGCGAGGCUCGGCCGUCUCAGGAGGAAGCCUUGGGCGGCGAGCAUCCUGGAGCAGGCUCCUUGGGAGGUAACACCCGAACUGCUUGAUGAGCUGGGCAUUACGACAGUUGUAAGCGGAUCCGUCAGCAAGAUCGAGGACUGCUCUGGCAAAGAUGUUCCAACACGGCCACGAUCUCACAGUACUCCGACCAGCAAGGACCGCCAGGAGGUACUGGUGCCGCUGGCAUCACCGGUCGACCCCUAUGCAGAAUGUAGGAGGCGUGGCAUCUUCGAGGAGUUGCCGUCGCUGAAUGCAUCGACUGAGCAUGACGAGUGGAUGCGCAAGGUGAUGAAGAUUGCCUUCUCAAACGUGGACGCAUCAAUCGACUGGCGAAUCCUGGUCUCAGAUGAUCGGAGAGCACGGUUUGGAUCAAAUCCUGGAUACCGAGACGAGGUCGAGGGACCCGUCCGGAGACAAAGGCUUGAGAUCAUGCCCGCCUCGAACGGGAACGUCCCCGCGGGGAUGGAGUCCGCGUCGCUGAUCAUGCGCAACUUUCCCAAGUCCUGGAUGGACAACAAGGGUGGAGACAUCGACUCCAAGCUGAGGAAGCUGCUAGGAACCUUUGGCCAACUUUCCAGGCUGCAGGUGAUUGCGUCUCCAGGCGCGGUGACCACGGCGACUGCGACAUUCGCUGAAACUGCCAUGGCAGAGAAGGCUGUCAAGGCAUUGCAUGGUGUGGACAUGCGAACAGCCAAGCAGAAACGAGAAGCUGGCAACCGACCGCCGGCCGAGGAGGAGAAAUUCUGGGCACAGAUUGUUGCCAAGGUUGUUGGCGAGGAGCAGGUGUCAAACGAGCGCACGGCGCAGGAGACCUACUUGCUUGUGGAAGGCUUCCCCACAAGCUGGAGCGAGGCUCAGCUGCGUGCAACCUUUCUCGCCUUUGGUGGAGUCGAAAGACUAACGUAUGUGCCAGACUCAAGGUAUGGAAGGGUUGCCCGACUGGUCUUGAAGGAGCCGGAGGAAAUGUCACGAGUCGUGAAAGAGCUCCAUGGCACAACGGUCGGCGAUGGGGACGUCGUGGAGGAGUGCGUGUUGAACUGCAAAGUUACCAGUGCGGCGGUGCAAAAGAAGGAGGAGGAAGCGCGGAAGCGCAGAGAGGAAAAGGAAGCUCGAAAGUUGUAUCGUGCUGAUGUUCGGAAGAGGCGCGAGGAAGCCCGCCGCGAAAAAGAGAAGGUGGAGAAGGAUGGAAGUGAACACCCCGACGAAACACAGCACGAGGAGAAGGUCGCAGCACGUUUCGAGGCGGAGGAGCGUGAAAGAGAGGAAUUGCGUCGCAAGGAAGCAGAAGAGGCUGAGCAGAAGAAGGCUGAGGAGGAGGAGGCCAAGAAGGCAGCGGCUGCCGCCUAUCAAGAGGAACUCCGACAGAAGGCGAAGGAGGCAGCUGAAAGGAGGGAGAAGGAGCAGCGGGAGAGGGAGGUAGAACGCCAAAAGCGAGAAGAGAAAAGGAGGCUUUGGGAGCUGGACCGCAUGAAGCGGGAGGAGGAGCGCCAAAGGCGAGAAGACAAGAGACAGAAAGCGGAAGAGGAGCGGCUGCGGCGGGAAGAGGAGGAGAGGCAGCGCCGCGCGGAAGCGCGAGCCGAAGCCGAGAGGAAGCGGGAAGAGGAGCGCCAGAGAAAAGAAGAAAAGAUGCGAAAGUACGAAGAAAGUCGCAUGAGACGCGAGGAGGUGAGGACACGGAAUGAGAUCCAGCGUGAGCUUUGGGAGGACGAAUGCAUGAAGCGAGAAGAAAAACUUCAGCGCUGGGCGGAAGAGCAGAUGCGCAUCGCUGCUGAAAAGAAAAGGAAGCUUGAGGAAGAACGAAGACGAAAGCAUGAAGAGGAAAUCCGCAAGUGGGAGGAAAAGAGAAUGAGACGAGAAGAAGAAAUGCAAAGAAGGGCCGAAAAGGCAGCUAAGCAAGCUGCGGAACGCAAGCGUCAGAGAGAGGAAGAGAAGGCCCGCCUGCGCGAGGAGGAGAGACAGCGCAGAGAAGAGGAAUUUCGAAAGUAUGAAGAAAGCCGAAUGAAGAGGGAAGAGGAACUUCAGCGGUGGUUUAUGAAGGUACUGGAGGCAAGAGAUGCAGCCGAGCAACGAAAGCAAGUCCGUGAGGAAGAAAGAAAAAGAAAGGAAGAAAAGAUGAGAAGGUGGGAAGAGGACCGGAUGGCGAGGGAAGAAACGAGACAGCGACGAGAGGAAAAACGGCGGGUUCGUGAAGAAGAGCGUCACAGAAAAGAGGAGCAUCGUAAGAAGAAGCGUCACAAGCCAGAUGGCGAUGGUGAUGCUUGGAAGGAGGCAGAUGUGGCUGGCUGGGCUGCAGCUUCAGUUGGUGAGGAUCCACAUCAGGUCUUUCCGAGCGCGAGGCCGAAGCAACGAGCGAAGCGAGGGCCCAGUCCACCGCUGGAGCCCGAUGACGAGACGGACUUGGACAGGCUCCUUGCCGGGACUUUCGUUGAGGCACCCAAGGUGCAGGGUCGAUCCAAAGCGUUGGCCAAGCCUGCGCAACGAUUGCUACCGCCCAGCGAGGAGCAGGAGACGGAGCUCGAUCGGCUUUGUGCCAGCAGUCCCGAGGCUGGAGCUCCCAGAACAAGACCGAAGCAGCGGGCCAAACCACCUCCAGUGUCCAGGGAUGGGGACGAUACCGAACCUCCCUCGGAAGAUGACGCGACGGAGCCCCCGAGCGACGAGGAUGCGAAGGAGGCGGAGGAGCUGGAGCCCACGUCCAUGGUGGACACGGAGGCGCCGGCCGGGCAUCCGGUGCGCCUCGGAGAGUUCCCCUUCUAUGCAUCAGAAAGGGUGUUCGAAGUUCGAAGCGUCGGUGUGAUGAUCUGA
Molecule: messenger RNA, 3456 nt
Organism: Symbiodinium sp. CCMP2592
Lineage: Eukaryota; Dinophyceae; Suessiales; Symbiodiniaceae
Source: the annotation of a GenBank genome assembly